UAUCGAUCAAAGUCCAGUUCAUACAAUUAAAAAACUUUUAAAUUAAUAACUUCAGUUCACGAUUGCAUAAUUCAACACUUAUAUAUUUAUCUCAUAUCUUAUAAUAAUACUUAAUUAUUAUGAACACAUAAUCAUGCCAUCAAUUACUCUUGUUGAGUUUGAAUUGAAGAAGAAAUUAUAUUCCUGCGGUUUGCUUCGUACAAUUCUUUUGCUUUCUACGGUUUUAUUUAUCGGAAGUGCAGUACGUAUACUCGCGAAUUAUAAAGAGAAGCUUUUAGAUUGGAGAUCAGUUGAUGAUGUUCUUAAGGACAAUAGCUUAGAUAAUUGUCAGACCCAGCACAGGCAUUAUGCGACUGAAACAUUACCCAGAGGUAUUGUCUCAGAAACAUCUGAUUUGGAGAGAAAACCAUUAUGGGGCCAUCAUGAAAAGAAUUCGACGAAAGCAAGGAACAUACUUGCCAUGGCAGUUGGAAUCAAACAAAAGAAGAAUGUUGACAUAAUUGUCAACAAGUUCCUGUCAAGCGAAAGUGAUUUCGUUCUAAUGCUUUUUCAUUACGACGGAAUUGUUGAUGAAUGGAAAGAUUUAGAAUGGAGUGAUGAAGCCAUUCACAUUGUUGCUGUCAAUCAAACCAAGUGGUGGUUCGCAAAGCGAUUCUUGCACCCAGAUAUUGUUCCGGAGUAUGAUUACAUUUUCUUGUGGGAUGAAGAUCUUGGACUUGACAACUUUCAUCCCGGAAGAUACCUUUCAAUUAUUAAAGAAGAAGGUCUUGAGAUAUCGCAGCCGGGGCUUGAUUCCCGUAAAUCACAAGUGCAUCAUCAACUUACCAAGAGACAGAAAGGAUCAAGAGUACAUAGGAGGAUAAAUUGGAAGAUUGGUAAAACAAACUGUGAUAAAAAUGUCACAGGUCCACCAUGCUCAGGGUUUGUAGAAAUGAUGGCUCCGGUUUUCUCGAAAGCAUCAUGGCGCUGCACAUGGUACAUGAUUCAGAAUAACUUGGUUCAUGGAUGGGGUGUGGAUUUUCAGCUUGGUUACUGUGCACAGGGAGAUCCAACGAAAAAUGUAGGGAUUGUUGAUUCUGAAUACAUAAUUCAUUAUGGUACUCCUACAUUAGGAGGUUCUGCUACAAACAAGACACAACCAUUGUCCGAGCAAUCUAAUGCCAGAGAAAAGGUUAGAAGAUGGUCAUUUGUGGAGCUAAGCAUAUUUAGAAAUAGGUGGAGAAAAGCUGCUGAGAAUGAUGACUGCUGGAAUGACAUUUACAAACAAUAGAAAAGAAGAUAAACAAGAACGGGGUUAUUUUCACGGGAACAUAUUGUUCGGUUUAAAGUUUUAUGCAGUUACUGAACUACAUGCUUUUUAUAGAACGCUUACCAUUGUUCAACUUACUACAUUUUGGUAACUGAAAUUUCAUUUUUACACCAACAGGACGUGGCUACAAAAUGUUGGAUAACCGCACAAUUUUCCGUUGCCACAUAAGCAAUAAUUGGCCUGAAUUGCUAAGUAACCUAUUGUUGAUAUAAAUACGAAAGUCCAGUUAUAGAAAUCUAACAAAUUGGACGAUGGUGACCGUUCUAUAAAAGACCAAUAGUUCAGUAACUGCAAAAAAUUUGAUCCGAUAUUGCAUCUGUUCUAGGUUGCAAGUUUGAGUAUAAAAAAAAAAGCUACCUUCUCGUUUGCGGAAUUUAUAUUUUUAUACACAACAUAGAAUUUCUUGCCUAGACCACGUCUUUUACAGACCGCUCUCAUAAGAACUGCAUUGCCCUUAAACUGCGGAGUUCCUUCAUAUGAGAGUGAUCCGACAUGGCCUCGGUCUAGACAAGAAUAUUUCCAACACA
Molecule: messenger RNA, 1836 nt
Organism: Mercurialis annua (annual mercury)
Lineage: Eukaryota; Viridiplantae; Streptophyta; Magnoliopsida; Malpighiales; Euphorbiaceae
Exons: 14
Coding region: 134-1270 (378 amino acids)
Source: RefSeq, a predicted model, not a curated record